Spirodela intermedia is the source of this 2424-nucleotide messenger RNA. Lineage: Eukaryota; Viridiplantae; Streptophyta; Magnoliopsida; Alismatales; Araceae. The record is from the annotation of a GenBank genome assembly.
AUGGCUUCCUCGUGGGAGCAGCUCGGGGAGAUUGGCUCGGUUGCCCAGCUUGUGGGUAUUGACGCCGUCAGUCUGAUCAAGAUGAUUGUGAAGGCAGCCAACACGGCGCGAAUGCAUAAGAAGAACUGCCGGCAGUUCGCCCAGCACCUGAAGCUGAUCGGCAAUCUGCUGGAGCAGCUCAGGAUCUCAGAGCUGAAGAAAUACCCCGAGACCCGGGAGCCGCUGGAGCAGCUGGAGGACGCGCUGAGGAAGUCUUAUGUGCUUGUGAAUAGCUGCCAGGACCGGAGCUACCUCUACCUCUUGGCUAUGGGAUGGAAUAUCGUCUACCAGUUCAGAAAGGCCCAGACAGAGAUCGACCGCUACCUCCGGAUUGUGCCUCUCAUCACCCUCGUCGACAACCUCAGAGUCAGGGUAUCUACCAUUUCUCCUCAGUAUAAACUGAAAUAGCGUGUGCUCUGAUUUUCCAGGAAUUCGACAGUCCUGAGAGCGUUUCCAGAUAAAGCCGCGGGGAUCCCACCUUUUUUUUCCUAAGAAAACAGUGUGCAUUAGUCAUCUGUGGCGCUGGAUACUCAUAUUUGUCUGUCUUCCAUUUAUCCACUUCGGAAUUAUAGAAACUAGAUGCCCACUAUGUUUUUAAAAUCGAUCAUUCAUUAUUUUCGAGUCCUAAAGGCUGAUUAUUUGCCAGGUAGAAAGCUUCUUGUUCUUUUUUUUUUUUGUUCAUAUUGAUCGCUUCUGCGGUGGUUUCUAUUUCCUGAUUAUAAUUCGGUUCCUGUUAUACAAAUUUGCGCAGGAAAAACUGGAGAACAUAGAAAGGGAUCAAUGUGAGUAUACCUUGGACGAAGAGGAUAGGGAAGUUCAAGAUGCUAUAUUAAGCCGUGAACCUUCAAAAAAUGACAUGAUGGUGCUCAAAAAGUCCCUUUCUUGUUCUUACCCAAACAUGCCUUUAGACAAAGCCCUAAGGAAAGAAGGUGAGAAACUCCAGUUAGAACUGCAGAGAUCCCAAGCUCACAUGGAUGCCGGCCAAUAUGAAGUCAUCCAACACUUGAUUGGGGUGACAAAGACUGUGGCAAAUUCUCUCCCCGAGAAGGACCCCCAGCCCAAGAACACCAAGAAAUCAGAGGAGCAAUGCUCAGAUUAUGAGCCUACUAAAGAGCAUGCCGGCAAAAGGUCGUACAUAUAUCCCUCUCUGUUCAGCGACUUGUUUUCCGGGGAUGUGUUCUGAGUGAUGCUAUGAUUUGUCAUCGUUCUUAUCUUUCAUGCAUAUUAUUUAUGAUCUCAGCUCAGCUAAGGGCUCACGUCAGCAUGACGAAUGGCAUGCAGAUCUGCUGGGUUGCUGCUCUGAACCUUAUUUAUGUGAGCCCAAUUUUAAUCUCUUUUUUAAAAUAUAGUCCCUUAAAUAGAAUUACCGUGCAUUUAAACCUCUUUUCACACGUUGACUAACAACUGAAGUGCGUUGAAAAAGGAGCUUCAGUCUGCGAUAUUUAGUUCAAUCACUGGAGCCUUUCUCAUUGCGAUUGAAUUCUUGCAGGCACGAAGACCUUCUUCUAUCCUUGUGGAACAUUCUCCAAGAUAUCUUCUGUAGCCAAAAAUAGGGACGUUUGUAAGUAUUUCUCAUGACUAUGUCUUUCUUUGUACUUUUUAUUUUUCUUCUUAUGAAUAUAUAUUUCUCUAUUUAACCUAUGAAUAGAAUGUAUUGACAUAAUUCUAGUUGGUAGUUAAUUUGUGGGUGCGAUUUUCUAGUUUCUUUUUAGUGCAAUAAAUCCUGCAACUGCCCUAAAGGCUUCCUUUGACUUUUUAUGGCCUGGGCCACGGGAACUAAGCCUGUGAGCAAGAUGAGUCCAAAACGGAGCUUCCGUUGACUUUUUAAUGCAUUUCAUGGUAUUUAAUGCAUGACAUUGAUUCCAGCAUUGCUGCAAGAUUUAUGAUUUUUUUUUAUGUGCUCAUGUGCUCUUAAUUAUCCAUUCAAGAUUAUUGAUCUCAUCUGCCCUGGUUUCCGACCCGUAGCUUCAGCCGAAGCCUGCAACGACCUGAUGGCUUACUCGUUAGUCUUAUCAUGCUGUUGCUACACCUGCUGCGUCAGAAGGAAGCUUCGCCAGAUGCUGAACAUCACUGUAUGUUCCUUUUUUUCGCAAUUUCCUCUUCCGUUGACUUUUAUCCGGCACUGAUCUUAUUCCUCCCACUUCCCACCGUCACAGGGGGGUCUUCUUGACGACUUCCUUUCUCAUCUGAUCUGCUGCUGCUGCGCCCUCGUCCAAGAAUGGCGAGAAGUCGAGGCCCGGGGGAUCUACAGUAAGUCUUACCCCUCACAGUAAGUCUAAAGUUCUAGCGCCGCCGGGCGUUGACUUUUCUAGGUUUUAAUCCGCAGAUUCCGUGGGCAAGAAGACGAGGACCAGCCCGCCGCCAUCUCAGGUGAUGGGUCCCUGA